Molecule: messenger RNA, 6081 nt
Organism: Penicilliopsis zonata CBS 506.65
Lineage: Eukaryota; Fungi; Ascomycota; Eurotiomycetes; Eurotiales; Aspergillaceae
Exons: 5
Coding region: 1-5715 (1904 amino acids)
Source: RefSeq, a predicted model, not a curated record
AUGCUGCGCUCCUCUAUUGCACCAAGUCGGCAACUGCUGUCGCUGCCCGUUCGCCAACGGACCGCGACGCAAUGGCUGUCCAGAGCCGGAGCCAGCAACCGGCUCGCAGGCCAGAGAUUCUUUGCCGAUAUUAAGCCGCCUGCGCCUCCUGCUCCUGCCGCGCCCACACCGGCGUCUCCUGCAUCAGAAACAGUCGUUCCUCCCGAGACGGUGCCCAAACCCAAGCCGGAGACAGCUGAAAAGGGCUCGGUUCCUCCUCCCCCGGCUCCUCCCUCGGCUCCUGUACGCAAGACUGGGCGAUUCCGUCGAUUCCUUCUGUACCUGAUCCUCACUUCCGGCAUUGCGUACGGCGGUGGUGUCUUCCUGGCCUUGAAGUUCGACAACUUCCACGACUUCUUUACGGAGUAUGUUCCUUAUGGCGAGGAGAGUGUGCUCUACUUCGAAGAGCGGGACUUUUACCGUCGGUUUCCCAAUGCGUUGAGCCACCCUAACCGUCUGCCUCCGGCGGCCAAGGAUGGAGGAAACAAGGUCACGAUUCCUAGCAAGAGCGGCCUUUCGUGGAAGGUUGCCAACGAUGAGCCUGUUGGUACCGAUCUCUCACAGAAGGGCCCUCACAUGAGUGCUAUCAAGAAGGCGGAGUUGGAAGACGCCAAGUCUAAGGAGGAGAAGACCGCGACCGUCGCCAAGGCCAAGGAGCAGGCCAAGAAGGAGUCUGCUCCGGAGAAAAAGGAGCCCGCCCCCAAGGAACAGCCUAAAGAGGAGCCCAGGAAACCCGUCCUGUCUCCCAUCACUACCAUUGAACUGCUGAAGAUCCAGGAUGGUGACGAGCCCCUCGUGCAGGAGCUGGUCAAGACCUUCAACGAUAUCAUCACGGUGAUCAGCGCGGAUGAGAGCGCCAACAGGUUCUCGGGCCCGGUCUCCAAGGCCAAGGAAGAGCUCCAGGCGAUCGGUGAGAAGAUCAACAAGAUCGGAGAGGAGGCCCGCAGUGCGGCUCAGGAGGAAAUCAAAAAGGCCCACUCCACCUUCGACGAAUCCGCCCGGGAGCUGAUCCGCCGUUUCGAGGAGACGCGCACCGACGAUGUUGCCCGCUUCCGGGAAGAGUUUGAGGCGGAGCGUGAGAAGCUGGCCCUCUCGUACCAGGAGAAGAUCAAGACCGAGCUUCUGCGUGCCCAGGAGAUCGCGGAACAGCGCCUCCAGAAUGAGCUUGUGGAGCAGGCGAUUGAACUGAACCGCAAGUAUCUCCACGACGUCCAGGACCUGGUCGAAAGAGAGCGUGAGGGACGCCUGAGCAAGCUGGGCGAGCUCACGGCGAACGUCAGCGAGCUUGAGAAGCUAACCACGGACUGGAAGGAGGUCAUCGACGCCAACCUGAAGACCCAGCAACUCCAGGUCGCCGUGGAUGCUGUUCGCAGCGUGCUGGAGCGUGCAGAGACCGCCCGUCCCUUCGUCCGCGAGCUGGUGGCCGUCAAGGAACUGGCUGCUGACGACCCGGUCGUCGACGCCGCCAUUGCCUCCAUCAACCCCACGGCGUACCAGCGCGGCAUCCCCUCCACGCCUCAGGUCAUCGACCGCUUCCGCCGUGUGGCCUCGGAAGUCCGCAAGGCUAGCCUCCUGCCCGAGGACGCCGGUAUCGCAAGCCACGCGGCUAGCUUUGUUCUGAGCAAGGUGAUGUUCAAGAAGGACGGUCUGGCUGACGGAGAUGACGUGGAGAGCGUCCUCCUCCGCACAGAGAGUCUGCUGGAAGAGGGCAACCUCGAUGCAGCUGCCCGUGAGAUGAACGCCCUCCAAGGAUGGGCCAAAAUUCUGAGCAAGGACUGGCUGGCCGAUGUUCGCCGCGUUCUUGAGGUGAAGCAAGCUCUGGAGAACCGCCUUUUCCCUGUAAUCACUGGUCUGUUUUUUCUUUGUUACUUCGCACAGGCUCCUGUUAUUUCUAGGAAAUGUACCUCUAGUUGUACCUCUCUGGCUCUUAGACCAAUGCUAGAUCUUCUUUGUCCGAAUGCGGCGGUAGCCUCGUCCGUGGAUGUUAAACAACCUGUGGGUUCCCAGGCGCAGGUGUCGCGGGCGUUCGCGGCGGAGGAGCCCCUGAUGACAGACGGCCGAGCCAGCGGAGAGCUAGAAGGCAGCACGCUGGGGACUAGCUCUCGCGAUGGAGACAGAGGCGGCGACAGCCAGCGCCACCGGCGGAUGCUGAGCUCUGGUGGUGGCUUUCUCCUCGACUCGUCGUUCCUCCUUCGUUCCGGGUCCAAGUUCGCUCGAUCCGGGUCGAUUCGUAACCCCCGCCGCUUGGAUACCCAGACGGUUGAAAGACGCCCUGCGGUUGUUGUUGAGAAGCACCCUGUCGAGAAGCGUGUGGCCGCACCAGACGGCGAUCUUGUCAUGCCUAAAAAGCGAUCGCAUUUUCCCUGGGGCAGUCGACAGAAACGGGCAGUCGACUCUCCUACGCUACAGGACCCUGCGAGUGCUGCGACGGAUUCUCAGAAUGGGUUGCUGCUUCCAGCCCCAAGAAUGGAGGAGGAGCCAGCGGGGGACAAUCCGUUGCAGGAGGCAGGGCUUCGAGGAGAUAAUGAACCACCGCCGGCGGCGGUAGGGCUUGACAACGACUCCCUACAAAUCGUGAAUCUCGCGUUGAAUCUUAGCGAGUCAAGGAAGAGGACAGCCUCGAGCCGUCCAACCAUCGGCCAGGUCUCGGGAGGGAGAAGAGUAGCCUCUGCGGGUCAGAGUUCUACUUCUUACUCUGAUGUCCACGGGGUUUCGGGGCUGGGGAGCACGACCGGGCCUGCCAUUUUCCAGGCCCGCCACGGCUCGGUAAAUAAGUUACCAGAAUGGGCAUCACCAGGCCCAGAAUUUCGCACCAGCUACACGCCAAAAGACGGAUAUCCACUGCGCGAGUUUCUACCGUCUUACGCUACUGAAGAAGCAGGCUCGCUACCGUAUGCCGUCUCCAGUAGCACGCUGGCUCGUGUUGAGAAAACCCGUCAGUAUUUCGAGCUCCUGUCCGAAUACUUACGCUUGCUUGAUUGCCUGCCCCCUUUGCGUGAUCCUAUGGUAGAGGGUGCAUCGGAAACCUCACCCAGAGUUGAUGAGGACUUGAAACAUAACAGAGUCUAUAAUCCUCUGCAGGCGAUUCGGAAUCGAAAGAUCAGAUUUCGGGAGAAAUGCCCCAUCGACCCAAAUGCGGAUGGUUGGAAUGAUGCCGCCAAAAUCCAUGACUGGAUAGGUGCAAUUGAGCAGCGAUACGGAAAACAGGCCCAUCCGACCACCGAAUGCCUGAAUCUUCCCACCUUCCAGGCGCGCCCGGGCCAGCCUGCAAAACAGAAUGACUUUGAGGAGUUCGACAUGUCGACUGUCUCUCCUUCGGCCAGCUUGAGACGCGCUAGUCACACCAGCAGUGUCAAGGUCUCGAGGCCUCGAUUCGAUUGGAUCAUCUCACCCGCAGAGCUUCUCUGUGACGCUGCCUGGCUGGAAGAAGGGAUCAACAAGACAAAGAUUGUCAAUAAAGAUGGUAUAAAGCUCUAUCCAGAUACAUCCGAGUUGGUCCGUUAUGGUGACCAGGCGGACCCGGACAAUGCUGGUCAGGAAGAUAUUUCGGAAAAUAAGGAUACCACGGUUCCCGAGCCCAGGGAGUCGAUCUCCAGCGCCCGGAAGUACCUGUCGCGUGAAUCAACCCAGACCAGUCGUGGACGUCGCAAACAUCGAUUCAACAGCCCCUCGAGCGAAGAGCAAAGCCGCAGUGACCGCAAGAAAACAAGACGGCCGAAGUGGCAACGACCGAUAAUACGGUCUCACAGCACCUCAAGUGCCUCUUCCGUGGAGGACAGCAAUAUCGAUAAACAUUCUCGCACGAAGAAGCCCGAGAAGCGCCUACCGAUGUUGAACACUUUCACCCACACGAGAGCUGCUCUUUCUACGAGUUCGCAUUUCUCGCCUUUACAGUCCGGUCGCAACUACGGCUGGAUGAGAACAUAUCCUCAAAAGAGAGCCUCUAUCUCCUCCGCGACCAGCAUGGAAGAUAGAAAUAUCCGCCGCAUGUCAUUAGAGGAGAAGGACAGCACAGCCCCCAACUCCCCCGUCCAAGCAGGUCUCUUCCCCAGCAUCGCGGUGAAUCUUGACUCCCCUCCAUCCAGCCGCUCGCCCUCACCAUCCAAGAUGCCGUUCCCCCGGGUGGUCGGCCCACUCCACGAGCGAAACAAGAGCAAACAUCGAAUCAAAGAUCUCCGCGAACGAGCUGGUGAGACCGGUGCGUCUGAGUCGGAUGCGCUGCGCCGAAAAGAGACGCUGGGCCCUUCAGACUUGGCGGAGCGUCCUGGGCAACUUGAACCCAGCCCUCUGCCGGACCGGGUGGCUACUAGCUAUCCCGACGACCAUGCUUUCGAAGGUGUCUCACGUCAAGAAAGUCUCAAGAAUCACAACAAGGCUGGGCACCCAGAGUCAAAACUCCGCGGAAUUUUCAAGAACCGCGGACGCAUUGCCGAGAUUGUUGGUUAUGAAGUCUCCAAAGUGGGAGACCGGAUCCUGAAGAAAGAUGGUUUCCCUACUUCGCGGCGUUCAUCUUCAGCAUCUAGCAGCCUUGAAUCGGAUGAGUGCGACUCGGAUGGCGGUGAGGAGACCAAGAAUGGUGGCAAGUCUGGACCGAGAGCUCUUUUGCGCCGCCUGCCAACCUUCACGGACGACAACAUACGUGUGUCUCGCGCAGGGGCCGAGAAAGGUCCGUCGAAGAACUUCAUCCCGCAUUUGCCAAUCUUUACACCCCAGCGCCCUCUGAACGAGGAGUCCGGUGAAGAACGAGAGCCUUCUUAUCUCGGCGAUCAGCAGGUCAGAGAUGUUUCAUCAACAUCUCGGCCUCUCGGUUCCUCUGGUCUGAUCGGGGUGCAAGGUAAUACGCAUGAGGCUAGAGACGCUGUCGGUAGCCCCCUCCAGCACAAAGGACACGGUAGAAUACAAAAUAUUCCUCACCCUCAGCCUUUCAGUCUCAAUAACCCACCUGUGACUGGACUUGCAAAGCUUGAAGCUUCUGUUGGCGCCGCGGCUUCUGUGAAGAAACGACCCCGGUUGGCCGAGAACACACGGUCCUGGAGCAUCUCGAAUCGCAGUAUAACGACCUUGGCCGAUUAUGGCCUUCCCAGCAGGCGUGAGGUUGGGCGCACCAGGGCGCUUCUCUUAUCAUCCGGUAUCAAAGCCCGAGAGAUUACCCGCCGGGCUGAAUCGUGCAGUGCGCGGAACAAGCUUUUGACCAAGAGCAUUCUUGACAUUAGCAAUGCCAAUCCUAAGGUGUCCCGCAUGCAAGUUUUUGAGCUUGCGGCGGAAGAAAUGCUUCAUCAAUUUGAGACUUCCCGCUCGACGCUCGAGCAGUCCAUGGAUCGGUUCUCAAGCGCAGUGGCCUCGCCACUGCGAGAACAAUUGCAUAGCCUGGAAGAUUUGGUCAACCAAUCGCUAACGCCUCGAGUUCGUGCCGCCGCGUCCGAUGCGGAGAGUCUGAGUCUCCAUCUCAACACGACGAGCACGCUCGCCGUCAAGCAGCUCAGCGACGUUCUCGAACAGGGUGUUCGGAAGCGUAAUCGGCGCUUCCGCUCCGUCCGACACGCUGGCUUCGUCAUGCUCGAGUGGACCCUCGUCGCUGUCCUGUGGUGGGUGUGGCUCCUCGUCAUGGUCUUCAGAGUCCUACGGGCUAUACUCCGAGGUGUUAUCUCCAGUAUCAGGUGGGUAUUAUGGCUUUGACGCUAUGGUUAUACCUAUUCAAAAGACGUCCGAAGUUCCCCUCUUUUACAAGCCAAGAGUACAAGUUUUUCCCUUUUUUUUUUUUUUUCUCUCUCUCUCUCUCUCUUCUUGCGCAUAUACCCUUAGUACGGAUUUUAAUCCAGUGUCUUCUCAAGUGUUUUAAGCCUGACAGCUAUAUCAUUACACUGGAGUUUCUGCCUUUCUGCCGACCUAAACGAAUGUAUAUACCCUAUUCUAAUGUUAAAUAUGUAUAUCCUUGCCACUACCACUAUUUCCAUUGAGGAUAUCCCUGUUGAGACAGUCCUACACUGCCACCACUAAUAUGCAGCAUUAUUCGAAUACAAAGUGAACAAAGAAGAAUCCGUG